AUGGCGGCGCCCAGCUGGGCCGUGCUGCGCCUCCGGGAGUUCAAAAACCCGGUCCAGCGGAGAGUGCACGAACUAGUGCGGUUCACGCAGCAACUGCAACGAGUCUACCCCAACAUGCUCGCUAAGGCACUGAACCGAGGGAUUGUCCACCAGGACAAGGACCUUGUGGUCAUCAAUAAGCCCUAUGGUCUCCCUGUGCGUGGUCGCCCUGGGGUCAAGCUCUGCAUCAGUGAUGUCCUGCCUAUCCUGGCAAAGGUGCUUCAUGGCCACGAGGCAGAGCCCCCGCAUCUGUGCCACCGGCUCGACAAGGAGACUGCAGGCGUCAUGGUGUUGGCUCGGGACAAGGAGGUGGCACACCAGGUCCAAGAGCUAUUCAGAACCCAGCAGGUGGUGAAGAAGUACUGGACCAUCACUGUGCGGGACCCCGUGCCCUCAGCGGGCGUCGUGGACAUCCCCAUCAUGGAGAAGGAGGUGCAAGGGCAGAAGCACCACAAGAUGACGCUGUCCCCGAGCUACCGCAUGGACAACAGGAAGAUGGUGAAAGUGCAGGCCACCCGGAGCGCGCACGUGGCGGUGACCAAGUACCAGACACUGAGCAGCACCGUGUCCUCCGCUCUCUUGGAGCUCCACCCUAUCACUAGUGAGGGGUCUCCACGCCAUGGCAGGAGGCACCAUGGUCCCACAUGGUGCUCAGUGCUGCUGGGCUCUGUCCUCCUGAGCAGCUGGUAUGGCGGGGGCGGAACUACAGCUGACUUGUUGGAGCGGCUGGGAGCUCCAGGAGGGAUAACAGUUAAAAGCACUAGGUAGCUGUCCGGCCGACGUGGCUCAGUGGUUGAGCGUCGACCUGUGAGUCAGGAGGUCAGAGUUCGAUGGCUGGUCCACGGGCACAUGCCUGGGUUGUGGGCUUGAUAGCCAGUGUGGGGCAU
This is a messenger RNA of Pipistrellus kuhlii (Kuhl's pipistrelle), 926 nucleotides long. It is a transcript of the gene RPUSD4, whose product is annotated as RNA pseudouridine synthase D4. The record is from RefSeq and is a predicted model, not a curated record. The transcript has 5 exons. Gene Ontology annotation, molecular function: RNA binding; pseudouridine synthase activity. Lineage: Eukaryota; Metazoa; Chordata; Mammalia; Chiroptera; Vespertilionidae. Bases 1 to 807 code for a protein of 268 amino acids. Gene Ontology annotation, biological process: pseudouridine synthesis.